AUGUACGCCUGGCACAUUCAAUCCGUCUCUAGGGUCGUCUGGCUGCCUAUCCCGCACCUCCUGCCAAUCGUGCAACGCCGGUUCGUCCUCGCCGUAUGGCUCGUCUUUCUGCCAGCAAUGCUCGCCAGGCUUCGUCGCUGCGGCUGGUUCAUCACCCUGUUAUCAAUGCUCGGCGGGAACGGCACCCUCUCCCGAUCGGGCCAGGUGCAAUCCCUGUCAAGCUGGGAUGUACAGCGGACAAGGGUUCACCUCAUGCUUGACAUGCCCGCCUCGCUCUUACUCUACCCUGCAGGGGAGUGCAGGCUGUUUGCAAUCCGGGAUCUAUCGCCAAUGCCGCCCAUACGGGCUGACAAGACGCAUGUGCCGCCUGUCCUGUCGGAUCAAUCGCCAACCCCUCUCACACUGGCUGUACUACCUGUCCUGAAGGUUUCGUCCCCUCCCCGGGUCAAGAUAGCUGUACUGCAUGCCCGGCGAAUACCAUACCCGACCAAGCAAACCCUGGUACUUGCGCCAGCUGUCCGACCUUCUACACUUCCGCACCGGGAGACACCACCUGCACUCCUCCUUCCGGCGUAUCCCCGAAAGCUCGCCGGAAGCGAUCCGCCCAGUCAAUACAGGCCGAAUUUGACGCUAUGA
Molecule: messenger RNA, 636 nt
Organism: Dioszegia hungarica
Lineage: Eukaryota; Fungi; Basidiomycota; Tremellomycetes; Tremellales; Bulleribasidiaceae
Exons: 9
Coding region: 1-636 (211 amino acids)
Source: RefSeq, a predicted model, not a curated record